AUGGACAAAUCAUGGAUAACAAUGCCACGAAAUACAUCUAUGUAUGAGGAGGGAGUUCGGGGAUUUAUUAACUUUGCAUAUGAAAAUUGUGGUGUUGAAGGUGAAAUAAUAUGUCCUUGUCCGGUAUGUGGAUUUAGAAAGUGGCAGCCAAGAGAUGUUGUCUAUGAUCAUUUAAUUUGCAAACAAUUCCCUAGAGGAUACACUUUUUGGUUCUACCAUGGUGAGUCAAGGAUGGAGGAAAAUAGUAAUGUCAAUGCCACACAUUUACCAAAUGUAGAACAAAACAACUUGGUUGAUGAAGAUCCAAUACAAAACAUGAUAAAUGAUGCAUUUGGAGUUGAUAUCCUCCGUGAGAAUGAGCAUGACUUUGACAUAGAUGAAGACAUUGCCCUUGAUGAUGGAACCACAUCAAAUGAAGAUAAAGAUUUCUUUGAAUUAGCAAAAGAUGGAGAACAACCUCUGUAUGAAGGAUGUAAGAAAUACUCAAAACUCUCUUUUAUGCUGAAGUUAUAUCACAUCAAAUGCUAUUGUGGGAUGACUGACAAGGCUGUUACAAUGAUAUUGGAGCUACUACAAGAUGCAUUUGAAAAUGCCAAUUUGCCAACUUCAUUCUAUGAGGCAAAGAAAACUAUUUCAAAGUUGGGUUUGGAUUAUGAAAAGAUACAUGCUUGUCCAAAUAAUUGUAUGCUUUAUUGGGGUGUGGAUGAUGUAGAUAUGCAAAGUUGCAAAGUUUGCAAGUUGUCCAGAUGGAAACCAAAGGCUACGGGUGGUCAAGAUUUACAAUCUGAUGGUAAGAAGAGUAAGAAUAACGUUCCUGCAAAAGUUGUUCGUUACUUUCCAUUGAAGCCACGAUUGCAGAGGUUGUUUUUAUCGUCCAAGACUGCUAAAGAUAUGAGAUGGCACGCCAUGGAUGAUAACAAUGAUGGCAUUAUGAGGCAUCCUAGGGAUUCUGAAGCAUGGAAGAGGUUUGAUUUAAUCAACACUGAAUUUGCAUCAGACCCACGCAAUGUACGUCUCGGAUUAGCUACUGAUGGUUUUAAUCCAUUUGGCAACAUGAGUUCUAAUUAUAGCAUCUGGCCAAUUGUAUUGGUUCCAUACAACACCCCUCCUUGGGUGUGCAUGAAGUCAACUUCUUUUAUUAUGUCAACAAUCAUACCUGGGAAACGAAUGCCUGGAAAUGACAUUGAUGUUUAUCUACAACCUUUAAUGAAAGAGUUGAAGGAAUUGUGGCACAAUGGUGUGGAUGCAUAUGAUUCAUUUACCCGAGAGAUGUUCAAACUGCAUGCGGCAUUAAUGUGGACUAUUAGUGACUUUCCUGGCCUUGGAACUUUAUCUGGGUGGAACACCUACACUGGAUUAGCUUGUCCAACAUGCAACUUUGACUCAAUACCUUGUCGACUUCCUCAUAGUCGGAAAUGGUGUUUUAUGGGUCAUCGACGUUUUCUUGAUCAAAGACACAAGUUUAGGUUGAAUAGGCCUCACUUUAAUGGGAAGCAAGAGCUCCGUGAGUCACCUAAAGUAUUAACUGGUACUGAUAUUCUUCAACAAGUUCAAAAUGUUCAUGUGACCUUCGGUCGAAAACAGAAAAUUGGAGGAAAGGGGAAAAAAAGACGUGGUAGUGGACGUGUUACAAAGGUCAGCACUCAACAAUGGAGAAAAAAAAGCAUUUUUUUUGAGCUUCCAUAUUGGGAGCACAACUUGUUGCGUCAUAAUCUUGAUGUCAUGCAUAUUGAAAAGAAUGUGUGUGACAACAUUAUAUAUACCUUGCUAAAUGAUAGUGCAAAGUCCAAAGAUCACAUUCAUGCUCGAAAAGACCUUAAAGAAUGGGAUUGUAAGCCUGACCUUUGGCCAGAUGGAAACGGCAGAUAUCCUCCCGCAAUCUACACAAUGACCAAUGAAGGCAAGAAGGCAUUUUUAAAUACAUUAAAGAAUGUUACCGUGCCAGAUGGUUAUGCAAGCAACAUUUCUCGUUGCAUUGAUGUGGAGCCUCUUCGAUUGAAUGGGAUGCUAAAAAGUCAUGAUUGUCAUAUAUUAAUGCAUCAACUGCUACCAUUGGCCAUGCGCACUGCAUUGCCUGAACAAGUAUCAAGGAUUUUAAUUGAAUUGUGCUCAUUCUUUAAACAAAUUUGUAGUAAGGUGUUAAGUAUCACAACUUUAGAAAGACUCCAAAAUGAGAUUGUUCUCACUUUAUGCCAUAUGGAGAUGUUAUUUCCCCCUUCAUUCUUCACAGUAAUGGUUCACUUAGUUGUUCACCUUGUUGAUGAAGCUAAGCAUGGAGGCCCUGUCCAUUAUCGAUGGAUGUAUCCAAUAGAGCGGUACUUAGGACAAUUAAAGUCCUAUGUAAAGAACAAGGCAAGACCGGAAGGGUCUAUAGCAGAAGGUUACUUAAUGCAAGAGAUUCUCACAUUUUGUUCAAGGUAUCUAGAUGAUAUUGAGACUAGAUUUAAUCGUCCAGAUCGUGUCGAUGAUGCCCCAAAUCAAGAAUUGCCAAAAACACGAGUACAUGAAUUGUUUCCCCAAGUAGGGAAGCCGAUUGGCGGUGCUUCAUAUUUCAACCUCACACCAAUGGAAAUGCUGCAAGCACAUAGACAUGUCCUAAUUAAUUGUCCGGCAGUUGAUCCCUAUCUCCAGGAAUUUCGAACUGAGGUGCGGAGGCAGCUCAGACCUCGUACACGAAAUCCUGCUCAUAUUGAUAAGAAGGUUCAUAGAGAGUUUGUUGAAUGGUUCUCUAAACGGAUUGUUAAAGAUAUUGACCUACUGAGUGAAUCAGAUAAAGAUAUUAUGCUUUUUCUUGGUCAAGGUCCAAUUAGCCAAGCUAGAAGGUUCAAUGCAUACAAUGUAAAUGGGUGCAGAUUUCGAACCUUGACACGAGAUCGGGGCUUGAAAACACAAAAUAGUGGGGUAUUUGGUACAUUUGGAACUAGAAGUUAUUCAAGUAAUAGUGAUAGUCAAAUGAGGUUUGGAGAUGUCUUAUACUAUGGGAAACUGAUGGACAUUAUAGAGAUCAAUUAUAAUUGCUUAUUCACAGUUACUUUGUUCAAGUGUCAAUGGGCUAAUACCACUAAUCCUAGAGGCAUCAAAAAAGAUAAUCUGGGAUUUACUUCAAUUAAUUUCACCAGACUAAUACAUACAGGUGAACAUGAAGAUGAUGAGCCAUACAUCAAAGCAUCUGAAGCUCAAAUGGUUUAUUUUGUGGACGAUGAGAAAGAAAAAGGUUGGAGCAUACCUAUUCAUUUGAAACCAAGAGAUUUGUACGACAUGGGUGAAGAUGAAGAAGACAUUAUGCCAUCCAUUGAGUUAUAUCCAUCCCAAAACUUGGAACAAAUUUUGUUUGAUGAUGCUAUGCAUAUUCUUUUAACAAGACCUAAUGUGGAUGAUGACAAUCCCACCUUGACCAUUAACCAGGUUAAAUUUCAGCACAAGAUUGAGAAAGGGAGCGCUCUCGCACUAGGACUUCUUGCCAUCAAGGUUGGAAGUGAAAGAGAUAGCCAUGAUUCAAAUGGGAUUUCUGAGUGA
This is a messenger RNA of Gastrolobium bilobum, 3516 nucleotides long. RefSeq lists its product as uncharacterized. Bases 1 to 3516 code for a protein of 1171 amino acids. The transcript has 5 exons. The record is from RefSeq and is a predicted model, not a curated record. NCBI's taxonomy places the organism in Eukaryota, Viridiplantae, Streptophyta, Magnoliopsida, Fabales, Fabaceae.